Messenger RNA from Myxozyma melibiosi, 1023 nucleotides. RefSeq lists its product as uncharacterized. The record is from RefSeq and is a predicted model, not a curated record. The transcript has a single exon. Gene Ontology annotation, cellular component: membrane; endomembrane system. Bases 192 to 959 code for a protein of 255 amino acids. Lineage: Eukaryota; Fungi; Ascomycota; Lipomycetes; Lipomycetales; Lipomycetaceae.
UGGCUCGGCCCUUCCGGAGAGCGCCAUGAUCGAUUUCAAGGAUGGCGCACACGUGACCUGAGCUUCUAUCGCACGUGAAUAUGCGUAAGUAACAGAACUCUAAAUGCUCUCUGAUCUCACUCGGGGCUGUCAUCUAAAACAACCUCGAUCCGUGCUUCUGUUCGAGAAAGUGCGUAGUGUAGAGACGAGAGAUGUCGUCGUCGGUGCGGUAUAGGAAGCAGCGUCCUUCGCCAACGCUCCCGCAAAGGAAGCAGCCGGAUCUCUGGCCGGCUGACGAGAGACGGGUGGAAGAGAUCAUCGAGAAUGAAGAGGAGUUCGACGACGGAUCAGACAAAGUGACCGCGUUCGAGAUCGUUCGACUGAUAUUCACGGUUCUCGUCAUCAACUUUCUGCUCUCGUAUUUCAUCACCGACUCGUAUUUCUGGAACUACGACUCCCUGAUUCUACGACCGCGCUACCUCCAAUUCCUCCUCUACCGCGCACUAGACGCCUCUGGCGCUCUCCCGCAUCUUCUCCCUUUCCUCCCGUCCUCCUCGCAACUGCACACGUUCUCCUAUCCCCGCAACUUCACUGAUUCCGAGCUCGCACUCUACAAUGGCAAGACCCCUGGUCUACCAAUCUACCUCGCCAUCAACUCCUCGGUCUUCGACGUGAGCGAGGGCCGCACCAGCUACGGCCCAGGCGGCCCGUACCACAUUUUCGCCGGGCGCGACGCGACGCGUGCUUUCGUCACCGGCUGCUUUACUUCUGAUCUUACGCACGAUCUGCGCGGCAUUGACGAAGAGAAAAUCAAAACCGAUGUGGCGCACUGGGUGGGGUUUUUUGAAAAGAGCAACAAGUAUUGGUAUGUCGGGCACGUCGAACAUGAGCCCAUCACCGGGCCGCCGCCUGGUCCUUGCCAGAGUCGCGCAAUGAGACAGAAGCCGGGUGUUCGUCGAGGCGAUGGAGUGAUACAAUGAUUAUUAAUCUGUACGAGACUAUGACCAUAAAAGUAAAUACUAUGUUUAUUCAAGAUAAAUGUAC